This is a messenger RNA of Linepithema humile (Argentine ant), 4716 nucleotides long. RefSeq names its product sushi domain containing 2 mesh (gene mesh). NCBI's taxonomy places the organism in Eukaryota, Metazoa, Arthropoda, Insecta, Hymenoptera, Formicidae. The record is from RefSeq and is a predicted model, not a curated record. Gene Ontology annotation, biological process: cell-matrix adhesion.
GGUUCAGUUUCGUUGUGCGUUCUAAAGUAAUUAGUUCGUGUACUACCGCUCUGCGAAAAUGCGGUUUCGAGCGUCGCGAAACAGGCUCGAUUGCAUUUUCACGUUAUCGAAAUGGGUUGUUCUUCUCGUUUGUCUUUCCUCAUUAAUGCCAAGUGGUAUUAUUGCGCAAACCGAAAGCGAGACGUUUGAAAGUGCAUACGGACUGAAUGUACACGAAUCAGUCGAGAAUCAUAAUACGGAAGAGAACGAGUUGUCGCCGCCACAUGCAAAGGAAGCGGAAACUUCUUCGGAGAUCGAAGAUCUCGCUGUGGAGGACAAAAAUUUAGGCCCUGUCGAAAAAAAAGACGGUGAGGAAAAUCCGACCCAAGUUCUGCCGGAAACUGAAAAUGCUUUUGUAGCGAAAAGCGAAUCUGAGACGGAUUCGAUCUCCGUUCAAAAGGUUUUCGACGGAAUAACGGAGGAAAAGAACGGAAAAUAUGUAAGAUACGAUUCAGAUUCACCCGAAGCUGAUCGGUACGCGCCUCGUCCAGAUGACAAUCCGCCUUUUUAUAAAAUAACAGAUACCAGAUUGCGAGAUAUUCGAUCUAAGUUCAUGUACUGGUAUUUCGACAAAGGCGGAGACAAUGAUAUGGGAGAUUACCAAUCGGCUUUGCAGGCUACAUCAUUGCAGAUCCACAAGAAUUUGAAUUUUCAAUUGCCGUUCUUCGGCUUUAGGUUCAAUUACACAAGAUUAACCGUUAACGGAUACUUAGAGUUCAGCGAUCCACCGGAGCAUCUUACAUAUCCCCUUGUUUUUCCGAUCAAAGAUUGGCCGAAAAAGAAUGAUCCCAGUUUCAUCGGCAUUUUCUUUAGUAAAUGUCGCAUAGGCAUGCUGAGAGAAACGGACAUUGAUCAAAGGAAGCCGGGGGUAUAUUUUCGACUCGAGAGGGACUUGCAAUCGAGAACCGAUCAGUUCGGUGUGGAAAUGCGAGAGCGUGUCAUGUGGGACAUUCGUCAAGGUGUUGUAGGCGCUGAUUCCUUCGAGCCAAAGCACGCCCUUAUCGCAACCUGGAAGAACAUGUCCUUUGCAGGUGGCAUCGAUUUAUCUCUUUAUCGAACCAACACGUUUCAACUAGUUUUAGCCACCGACGAAGUCUUUACUUACGCUAUCUUCAACUAUCUUAAUCUCCAAUGGACGAGUCAUACUGAGGCAGGCGGUGAUACAACGCAAGGAGAGAAUGGAGUUCCUGCAUUUGUGGGAUUUAAUGCUGGCAACGGAACCCAGAGUUACGAGUACAAGCCUUAUUCUCAGGCAACCACGCUCCGCGAUUUAACGAGCAGAGGAUGGGCAAACGGCUUUCCGGGUCGGCACAUUUUCAGAAUAGACGAGAAGAUAAUGUUAGGCACUUGUAAUAAGGAUAUUGCCGGAGCUCAUCUGCCGUUGGUUUUCGCCCCGGAAAGUGGAAAUAUGUUGGGCGGUACCGUCGUCAACAUCACAGGACCGUGUUUCAACGAGAGCCAAAAAAUCAAGUGCCGCUUCGAGAACGAAGUAGUGAUGGGCACGGUAAUCGACAAAAACCGCGCGAUUUGCAUACAGCCGUUCUUGAAGUACGAAGGCUACAUACGAUUCUACAUUGCUAUCGACAGCGGAGCUUACGAUUGGAAGGGAAAAUACUUCGUUGAAACUCCGGCCACGGCGACGGAGAGAAUCUUUUUCAGCGAUAAAGAUGCCGUUCAUAGAAAAGAUCCUGCGGAAAUAAAAUUCACCUGGAACUCGUAUAAUUUAACUAGCAAUAUAGGAGCGGGCGUGCAAAUUUCACUGUGGGGAUACAGAGAGACGAAGACAACACCCGAAUUUGAAUAUAUAACGACUUUGGAGAAGUCACACACCAACAUGGGUAGUUACGUGAUUAAACCAGCCAAAUACCGAGACAUGUACAAUCCGUAUCACGUAGACAUGGCAUUCGGUUUCAUACAAAUUAACCUGACCGAGCCGCACUUGUAUUCCGGACUCUCGAUAACACCGAGCUUGUGGAGCAGACCGAUUCCGCUCGCAUGGUAUUUCUCGUCACAAUGGGAACGAUUACACGGAUCGAAGUGGGCUCAGAAACUCUGCGAUAAAUGGAUCAUGCAUGACCGGUAUCUAAAAAAUUUCGCCGCUGAGGUAGCGCUUUGCCCUUGCAUUCUGGAUCACGCUUUGUACGAUAAAGGUCGUUUCCUCCCGGAUUACAACUGCGAUAAAGAUUCGAAUAUAGACUGCUAUUAUAAUCAACACGCCAUGCACUGCGUCAGAACAGGUGCACCAAACUUAGAUGGCUCGGAGCAACAGUGUUGUUACGACAGAAACGGUUUCUUGAUGUUGACUUACGAUCAGCAAUGGGGUUCGCGACCACAUCGGUCUCACAAUUUAGGCUACUUCCCAUGGAACGAGGCUAACAAGGUGCCAACUCUGUCGCAUUGGUACCACGAUAUAGUGCCAAUGUAUUCGUGCUGCCUCUGGCAAGAAGAACAAGCCGUCGGUUGCGAGACGUUCCGAUUCGAGAGAAGACCGUCGCAAGAUUGCAUUGCUUAUCAAUCUCCAGGUGUAUCGGCGGUAUUCGGCGAUCCUCACUUCGUCACAUUUGACGGCGUCGAGUAUACUUUUAACGGUAAAGGCGAAUUCGUUUUGCUGCGAGUGAACGAUCUCAGGGACAAACUUGACGUGCAGGGUAGAUUCGAGCAGAUGCCGAACAACAUUUACGGCCAAGUGAUGGCGACGCAUCUCACCUCGGUAGUGGCGAGAGGCAAUAAUUCUGCCACUAUCGAAGUUCGUUUGAGACCUAAACACGCGCAAUGGAGAUAUCGGCUCGAUGUUUUCGCGGACGGUCAAAGAGUGUACUUCGACAGACCAGCCUUAAAAUUCCAACACUUUGCCGGGGUCGUCGUUUACACUCCAACGUACAUAUUAAACCAGAGCGAAGUCAUUGUUAUGUUCGACACUGGGGCAGGCGUCGAAGUUGUGGAAAACGAGGGGUUUUUGUCCGCGCGAAUGUAUUUGCCGUGGACGUACGUGAAUAAAACGAGGGGAUUAUUUGGCAUUUGGAACUUCGAUAAGACAGACGAUUUAACAAGUCCAUACGGUUAUCAGGUGCCUAUCAUGAGCGUGAAUCAUUCAGAGACCAUUCAUAGAGAUUUUGCAAUACAAUGGAUGCUGGAAGAUAAGGAGAAUAAAGUCAAAGGAGGGGCUUUAUUCCAUAGAGAGUUUGGUCGAACAGCGAGCUAUUAUGCUAAUCACACGUUCAUACCUGAAUAUCGAAAGUAUCCGCAAGAGAUACUUCCAUUGAAUAGAACAUACGACAUAAAUCGCGCGAUCGACUUAUGCGGCGAGUCUUAUCAGUGUCAAUACGAUUACGCUAUGACUUUGAAUCGUGAUUUAGCGCACUUUACCAGAAACUACUACGACACUUACACCCAAAUCAAUGCGUUGAACAAAAGAGAGAUUGUGUCCUGCGGGAUAUUGGAAACACCGCGAUUCGGACGUAAGAGCAAUUUUCUGUUUAUCCCGGGGACGAAAGUGAGUUUCGAAUGCAAUCAGGAUUUCAUACUUGUCGGUGACCAGCGUCGGGUGUGCACGCCGGAAGGUCGCUGGAACACUCCGGAGUAUGGAUAUACGGAAUGCCUUCGUCACAUCGAGUACGUUCAGCGUACAGCGUGGACCGUAAUGGGCAUUAUUGCCGUCGUAAUAAUCCCCGUGAUGGCCUGCAUCGUCGGCGGUUUUCUUUAUAUAAGAAAGAACCAGUCUCAGGGAGGUUCCAUGAAAUCGUGGGGUUAUACCGGACGCUUGUCUACCAUCGAUAAUGAAUCCACACUGUCGAAGCCGCUAAAGGCGUAUGAUGAUAGGGCCAUUACUCCAAUUAGCGAUGCUAGCACAAUUGAUACUAAUAGCAGCCCUAGGAAGCGUCGUAGUUACGAUAGAGUGUACCGCACACACGAACCUUUGCCGAACAGGCCGGACAUUGACUUCGAAGAUAAAGAGUGGGACUUGAAGGAGCCCGUCUCACCCACGGGGUCGGAUUCGGGCGCAGAUACGAUUAGAAAAACAAACAGUCCCACUAGAGAAAGUAACGUUUAGAUGAUAUUCGUCUCAAUAUUAUUGUAAUAGAAACGAUAAGGUCUGCUCGCAAGGCUGCUUCAUUUGCACGCGUUAUUUGAGUCAGUAUGUAUGUGUGUGUGUGUGUAAGUGACCAUGACAGAAUGUAUCUUGAUUCCAACUUGAGCGACACACACCUUGCACGCGUAGAAAUUAACAUUAAUUAUCGCAAAUUAAAUAUCAAUUAAUUUGAAAUUUAGCAUAGAAACUUAGCUGUCGUUUUCUUCAUGAAUUUUGGACGAUAAAGAUAAAUCCAUUAUAUAUCAUUUCAUAAAGUUCGGUGUUUAUUUUAAUAUUUCUACCUUAACGUAUAGACAAUAGGAGUGUGUUUUACUGUCCUUGCUGUGGAAUAGAAAUAGUUACAUUACCGAUUGUAUAUUUAAAAUAUAUACAUUAUUGUUGUCAUUGAUAUGACGCAAUUAAAUAUAAUACAUCAAACGUUGUAUGUGGCUCUAAGCAAUGAUCGAACGCAAUAUUAAUUCUCUACAAAUGUAACAAUCGGUUUAUAUGAUUGUAAUAAUUAUACCGCAGUAUUUAAUGCCAUAAACACUUGUGUUCUCACAUUGUAAAAGCCUGUUUUAAUAAAAUUUUGUACAUCAUUAAAAUGA